This is a messenger RNA of Aspergillus oryzae RIB40, 1497 nucleotides long. RefSeq names its product MCT family MFS transporter. Gene Ontology annotation, cellular component: fungal-type vacuole membrane. NCBI's taxonomy places the organism in Eukaryota, Fungi, Ascomycota, Eurotiomycetes, Eurotiales, Aspergillaceae. Gene Ontology annotation, molecular function: transmembrane transporter activity. The coding region runs from base 1 to 1497 and encodes 498 amino acids. The transcript is spliced from 4 exons. Gene Ontology annotation, biological process: transmembrane transport. The record is from RefSeq and is a predicted model, not a curated record.
AUGGCAGUAGUGAGCCUUUUAAUCGAAAAGGGAGCGAGCAUUGAGUCUAAGGAUCAGAAUGUGGAGCCAAACGGCGGGGGCGACGAGGCCUGCCAUGUUAUUGAACUUGGAGAGUUCGCUAAAGAACACGGUUCGUCCCUAGUGGAUGUUUCGCAUACAAUCGAUGAAAGGCAGGAGACGCUAGUCGACAACGAACUCUCUUCUUCCACCAAGGUCACUUAUCCAGAGGGUGGUCGUGAUGCCUGGUUGGUGGUGCUGGGUGCGUGGUGUGGUUUAAUCGCAUCGUUAGGGAUCUACAACACAGCCGGUGUGUUCGAGGUCGUUGUCUCCAAAGUACUCUUGCCGGAAUACUCACAAUCGACCAUUGGCUGGAUAUUCUCCGUCUACGCCUUCGUGAACUGGGUUUGCGGGGUGCAAGUUGGACCGACUUUUGAUGCAAUGGGCCCGCGUGCUUUAAUCAUUGCAGGGACGGUUUGCACACUCAUUGGCAUUUUCGCACUCAGCGUUUGCACAGAAUACUAUCAGAUCUUUCUGUCAUUCUCCAUUCUGACGGGUAUCGGUUCAUCCCUUCUACUCACCCCAUCAAUGGGCUGCGUCGCUCAUUGGUUCAUGGAGCGUCGCGGUCUCGCCAGUGGUGUAGCAUUUAUUGGGGGCAGUUUCGGUGGCGUUAUCUUUCCCCUCAUGAUCCAAUCCCUCCUCUCUCAAGUGGGCUGGGGCUGGUCAAUCCGUAUUCUCGCAUUUAUAUUGCUCGUACUUUGCACUAUCAGCGUAACAUUCUGCCGAAGCAGAGUUCCGCCGCGCAGAGGAACAAAACCAACGUGGCGGGAUACAUUGCCAGACCAUCGUAUCUUCCUGGAUGGCACAGGAGUCAUGGCAGUCACGACUGCGGGACUCGUCUUAACAGACUUAGCAUACUUCAUACCUAUCACAUACACGCCAAGCUACUACAUCGAUCGACAAAAUCUAUCUCAAGAAAAAGCCUUGACGGGAUCAGCAGCAUUUGCAUAUCAGCUUCUGGCGAUUCUCAAUGCUGCUUCGUGUGUUGGACGUUACGUGGCGGGUGACUUGGCCGAUCGAUUCGGCCGGUACAAUACCAUGAUUGUCUCGUUGUUCCUCUGCACAGUAUCCGUUCUCUGUUUCUGGUUACCGGACAUCGUCAUAUCAGAUCUAGAUAACCCGGCACUCCUAAUAGUCUUUAUAAUACUAUUUGGGUUCUGUAGUGGUUCGAACACUAGUCUGACACCGAUCUGUCUGGGCCAGCUUUGCGAAACUCAUGACUAUGGGCGAUACUAUGCGAGCUGCUUCACGGUAGUCUCUUUUGGGGUGUUGGCCAGUAUCCCUAUCGCGGGAAGCCUUCUUAAUGCGGUGGACGCUACUGGGAAAGCAAAGUACUGGGGAACUGCGCUUUUCGUAGGACUCAGUUAUGUGGCCUCUUUGCUAUGUUUUCUCUGGGUCAGGAUUAAAGUGAAGGGGUGGGAUUGGAGGAUUAAGUGGUAG